Herpailurus yagouaroundi (jaguarundi) is the source of this 1317-nucleotide messenger RNA. RefSeq names its product putative serine protease 45. Gene Ontology annotation, molecular function: serine-type endopeptidase activity. The transcript is spliced from 6 exons. Gene Ontology annotation, biological process: proteolysis. NCBI's taxonomy places the organism in Eukaryota, Metazoa, Chordata, Mammalia, Carnivora, Felidae. The record is from RefSeq and is a predicted model, not a curated record. Bases 49 to 1050 code for a protein of 333 amino acids.
CUCGCGGCGCCGCGUGCCUGGGCCUGCAGGUGGCACCUCCCGGGCCUCAUGGCCGCCUCGCCGCCGCUCAGCUGCGCUGGAGCCUCGGGGCCCCAGGGCUUGAGCUGCCGCCUCCUCCUGCUGCUGCUGCUGCUGCUGCCGCUGCUGAACUCGGGUUAUAAAGAAAACAAUUCCAUACCAGGUGGGGAGGGUGAGCCCCUGCGCCAGGAAAACCUCAGCUCCUGGGAGGUUUGUGGCAGACCCUGGUGGUCGGAAGAUUUGGACAUGACCCGACAUUGGCCCUGGGAGGUGAGCCUCCGGCUGGAAAAUGAACACAUAUGUGGAGGGGCCCUCAUUGAUCUCAGCUGGGUGGUGACUGCUGCCCACUGCAUCCAAGGCACCAAAGAGUACUCCGUGAUUCUCGGCACCCCCAAGCUGAAGCCCGUGGACUUCCCGAAGGGCGUCUCGAUCCCCGUGAAGGACAUCAUCAUGCACCCCAAGUACUGGGGCCGGACCUUCAUCAUGGGCGAUAUUGCCCUUCUCCAGCUUCGGACCCCGGCUAUCUUCGGCAAGUACGUGCAGCCCAUCUGCCUCCCAGAGGCCGGCUACAACCUGAAGGUUGGGACGCAGUGCUGGGAGACUGGCUGGGGCCAGGUGAAACAGCGCUUCUCAGCCAACUCCACGCUGACCCCAGAGCUGCGGGAAGCUGAGGUGUUUAUCAUGGACAACAAGAGGUGCAACCGGAUUUACCGCAAGAAGUCCCUCAUCCCCCACCUUGUCCCCCUUGUCCUGGGGAACGUGAUCUGUGCCACCAAUUAUGGAGAAAACUUGUGCUCUGGGGAUUCUGGGGGUCCGUUGGCUUGUGAAGUCGAGGGCAAGUGGAUUCUGGCUGGGGUGUUGUCCUGGGAGAAGGCUUGUGCCAAAGCGCAGAAUCCUGGCGUGUACACCCGUGUCACCAAAUACAGCAAAUGGAUCAAGCAGCAAAUAAGUAAUGGGGCUCUCUCAGGCCCCCAGACCUCUGCCUGGCUUCUACUCCUGUUCUGGCUGCUGCAGCCCCAGAUGGGCCCCUGAUCUCUCUUCUCUCUUCUCCCUGCUUUGCCUGUGCUUUAUGGGUCCAGGUUCCAGGUCAAGGUCAGACCCAGUUCCUGUGUCGGUAUUCAACAAGAGUCAAGGUGGGGAGAGUGGCCCCCGGGAGGAUGGGGCCCUGCUUUGGCCUCCCCAUGGGGAGGGAUGCGGUGGAUGACUAGGCCUUGGGUGACCAGGAAAAGGGACGUGUGGCCUAGAAGAGCUCUGGAAUUGGGGACCAGGAUAGCCGGGAUUAAAUUUGUGCAAAUGUGA